This is a messenger RNA of Cricetulus griseus (Chinese hamster), 13263 nucleotides long. NCBI's taxonomy places the organism in Eukaryota, Metazoa, Chordata, Mammalia, Rodentia, Cricetidae. The record is from RefSeq and is a predicted model, not a curated record.
AUGGCAGAGGGCCCUGUGGCAACAGGCAUGGGAGAUGUGGACUGGAUUCUGGACUGUUUUGGGGCCAUUCAAUACUGCAUUCCUGUGCCAGGGGCCUCUCGGCCUUUGGGCUCCCUGGAUGGUUUUCCCAUCGGUUACCUGGACAACGUGACGCACGGCCUGAGGGCCUAUGAUGGCCUUUCCCUGCCUGAGGACACAGAGACUGUCACAGCUGGCCGGGCUGGCUGGACCCAUUCAUACCUCUCUGACGAUGAGGACCUGCUGGCUGAUGAUGCAUCAGGAGAUGGUCUGGGCAGUGGAGACGGGGGCAGUGGAAACUUCCAUAUGGUCUAUUUCCGGGCUCUGGUAAAUUUUACUCGGUCCAUUGAGUACAGCCCCCAGUUGGAGGAUGCAGGUGCCAAGGAGUUCCGAGAGGUGUCGGAGGCUGUGGUGGAUAAGCUGGAGUCAGAGUACUUGAAGAUCCCAGGAGACCAGAUUGUCAGCGUGGUGUUCAUCAAGGAGCUGGAUGGCUGGGUCUUUGUUGAGCUGGAUGUGGGCUCCGAAGGGAAUGCAGAUGGGGCUCAGAUUCAGGAGGUGCUACACACAGUGGUCUCCAGCGGCUCCAUUGGCCCCUACAUCACCUCCCCCUGGGGGUUCAAGUUCCGACGCCUGGGCACAGCACAGACCCCCCCACCAUCCCCAGCUGCUGUGGGGGUCACAGUGACACCAGUGCCACAGAUCCCAAGGGUCUGCACCGAGACAGAGUUUGCUUGCCACAGUUAUAACGAGUGUGUGGCUCUAGAGUAUCGCUGUGACCGGCGACCUGACUGCAGGGACAUGUCUGAUGAGCUCAAUUGUGAGGAGGCAGAACCAGAGCUCAGCUCCAUGCCACCUGCUGUUGUGAAGGUGUCUCCUUUACCACUCUGGCCAGAGGCAGCCACAGCACAUCCACCACCAGUCACAUAUGGACCUCAGUUUCUGUUACCCAGUGUUGCUGUGCCCACGGUGUGUGGACCCCAGGAGGCCACAUGCCGCAGUGGGCACUGCAUCCCCAAAGAUUACCUCUGUGAUGGUCAGGAAGACUGCAAGGAUGGCAGCGACGAACUGGGCUGUGGGCCCCCACCACCCUGUGAACCUAACGAGUUCCCCUGUGGAAAUGGACACUGUGCUCUCAAGCUGUGGCGCUGUGAUGGUGACUUCGAUUGUGAGGACCAUACAGAUGAGGCUAAUUGCCCCGUCAAGGAGCCUGGGGAAGACUGUGGGCCCACACAGUUCCGAUGUGUCUCCACCAACAAGUGCAUCCCGGCCAGCUUCCACUGUGACGAGGAAACUGACUGUCCUGACCGCAGUGAUGAGUUUGGCUGCAUGCCCCCCCAGGUGGUGACGCCUCCCCAGCAGUCCAUCCAGGCUUCCCGGGGCCAGACAGUGACUUUCACCUGCGUAGCCAUUGGUGUCCCCACACCCAUCAUCAAUUGGAGGCUCAACUGGGGCCACAUCCCUGUUCAUCCCAGGGUGACGAUGACCAGCGAGGGAGGGCGUGGCACACUGAUCAUCCGUGAUGUGAAGGAGGCAGACCAGGGCGCCUACACCUGUGAAGCCAUGAACGCACGUGGCAUGGUGUUUGGCAUUCCAGAUGGCGUGCUGGAACUCGUCCCACAGCGAGGCCCCUGCCCCGAUGGACACUUCUACUUGGAGGACAGCGCCUCCUGCCUGCCCUGCUUCUGCUUUGGUGUGACCAAUGUAUGCCAGAGCAGCCGGCGCUUCCGGGACCAGAUCCGGCUGAGCUUUGACCAGCCCAAUGACUUCAAGGGUGUGAAUGUGACCAUGCCAUCGCAGCCUGGUGUGCCACCCCUCUCCUCCACCCAGCUGCAGAUUGAUCCAGCCCUACAGGAGUUCCAGCUGGUUGACCUGUCACGCCGUUUCCUUGUCCAUGACGCUUUCUGGGCCCUACCCAAGCAGUUUCUGGGGAACAAGGUGGACUCCUAUGGUGGCUACCUGCGCUACAAAGUGCGCUAUGAUCUGGCUCGAGGCAUGCUGGAACCAGUGCAGAAACCAGAUGUGAUCCUUGUGGGCGCAGGGUACCGCCUCCAUUCUCGAGGCCACACACCUACCCAACCUGGAACUCUGAACCAGCGCCAGGUCCAGCUCUCUGAGGAACACUGGGUCCAUGAGUCUGGCCGGCCUGUGCAGCGGGCUGAGAUGCUGCAGGCGCUGGCCAGCCUGGAGGGUAUACUGCUGCAGACAGUGUACAAUACCAAGAUGGCCAGUGUGGGGCUGAGUGACAUCGUCAUGGACACCACUGUCACCCAUACCACCAGCCAUGGCCGUGCUCACAGUGUGGAGGAGUGCAGAUGCCCCAUUGGCUAUUCUGGUUUGUCCUGUGAAAGCUGUGAUGCCCACUUCACCCGGGUGCCCGGAGGGCCCUACCUGGGCACUUGCUCUGGCUGCAAUUGCAAUGGCCAUGCCAGCUCCUGUGACCCUGUCUAUGGCCACUGCCUGAACUGCCAACACAACACUGAAGGACCUCAGUGUAACAAGUGCAAAGCUGGCUUCUUUGGGGAUGCCACAAAAGCCACAGCCACAGCCUGCCGGCCCUGCCCCUGCCCAUACAUCGACGCCUCCCGAAGAUUCUCAGACACUUGCUUCCUGGACACAGACGGCCAAGCCACCUGUGAUGCCUGUGCCCCAGGCUAUACCGGCCGUCGCUGUGAAAGCUGUGCCCCUGGAUAUGAAGGCAACCCCAUCCAGCCAGGCGGGAAGUGUAGGCCCACCACCCAGGAACUUGUGCGCUGUGAUGAGCGAGGUAGCCUGAGUGCCACCGGAGGGGCCUGCCGCUGUAAGAACAAUGUGGUGGGGCGCUUAUGUAACGAGUGCUCGGAAGGCUCUUUCCACCUGAGCAAGCAGAACCCUGACGGCUGCCUCAAGUGCUUCUGCAUGGGGGUCAGUCGGCAGUGCAGCAGCUCCUCCUGGAGCCGAGCCCAGGUGCUCGGGGCCUCUGAACAGCCCUCUCAGUUCAGCCUGACAAAUGUGGCAGGUACCCACACCACCAGUGAGGGGGUCUCGUCCCCUGCACCUGGGGAGCUCUUGUUCUCCUCCUUCCACAACCUCCUGUCUGGACCCUACUUCUGGAGCCUUCCUGCCAGCUUCCGAGGAGACAAGGUGACUUCCUACGGAGGAGAGCUGCGCUUCACUAUAACCCAGCGGCCACGGCCCAGUUCUGCACCCCUGCACAGACAGCCACUGGUGGUGCUGCAGGGCAAUGGCAUCGUGUUGGAGCACCACGCCUCAAGGGAGCCCAGCCCUGGCCAGCCCAGUAACUUCAUAGUGCCCUUCCGAGAGCAAGCGUGGCAGCGGCCUGACGGGCAGCCAGCCACAAGGGAGCAUCUGCUGAUGGCCCUGGCAGGCAUCGAUACCCUCCUCAUCCAAGCAUCCUACACCCAGCAACCGGCUGAGAGCAGGGUCUCUGGCAUCAGCAUGGACAUAGCUGUGCCAGAUUACACUGGCCAGGACUCAGCGUUGGAAGUAGAGCAAUGUACCUGUCCACCUGGGUACCGUGGCCCUUCCUGCCAGGACUGUGACACAGGCUACACACGCAUGCCCAGUGGACUCUACCUGGGUACCUGCGAACGCUGCAACUGCCAUGGCCACUCAGAGGCCUGUGAGCCUGAGACUGGUGUUUGCCAGAGCUGCCAGCACCACACAGAAGGUGCUCACUGUGAGCAGUGUCAGCCAGGGUUCUAUGGGGAUGCCCAGCGGGGCACACCACAGGACUGCCAACCCUGCCCAUGCUAUGGAGCCCCUGCUGCUGGCCAGGCUGCCCAUACUUGCUUCCUGGACACAGAUGGCCACCCCACCUGUGACUCAUGUUCAGCAGGCCACAGCGGGCGUCAUUGUGAGAGGUGUGCCCCAGGUUACUAUGGUAAUCCCAGUCAAGGACAGCCCUGCCACAGAGAUGGUCAGGGGCCAGAGGAUCUAGGCUGUGGCUGUGACCCUCAUGGCAGUGUCAGCAGCCAGUGUGAUGCCUCUGGUCAGUGUCAAUGCAAGGCCCAGGUGGAAGGCCUUACCUGCAGCCACUGCCGACCCCACCACUUCUACCUGAGUGCCAGCAACCCAGAAGGCUGCCUUCCCUGUUUUUGCAUGGGUGUCACCCAGCAGUGUGCCAGCUCCUCUUACUCACGCCACCAGAUCUCCACCCAAUUUGCUCCUGGGGAUUUCCAAGGCUUUGCCCUGGUGAACCCACAGCGCAACAGCCAACUGACAGGAGGCUUCACCGUGGAAUCAGUGUCUGGUGGGUCCCAGCUCUCUUUUGGCAACUUUGCCCACCUUGGCCAAGAGUCUUUCUACUGGCAGCUUCCAGAAACAUACCAGGGAGACAAGGUGGCGGCCUAUGGCGGGAAGCUACGAUACACCCUCUCCUACACAUCAGGGCCACAGGGCAGCCCACUCUCAGACCCCGAUAUCCAGAUCACGGGCAAUAACAUCAUGCUGGUGGCUUCCCAGCCAGCACCACAGGGCCCAGAGAGAAGGAGUUACGAGAUCAUCUUCCGAGAGGAGUUCUGGCGGCGGCCAGAUGGACAGCCUGCUACCCGUGAGCAUUUGCUCAUGGCCCUGGCGGAUCUGGAUGAACUUCUGAUUCGGGCCACCUUCUCCUCAGUGCCACGGGCAGCCAGUAUCAGCGCCGUGAGCCUAGAAGUGGCCCAGCCUGGGCCUUCUGGAGGGCCCCGAGCCCUCGAGGUAGAAGAAUGCCGCUGCCCCCCAGGCUAUGUCGGGUUGUCCUGCCAGGACUGCGCCCCAGGCUACACGCGCACUGGAAGCGGACUGUACCUUGGCCACUGUGAGUUGUGUGAAUGCAACGGCCACUCUGACCUGUGUCACCCAGAGACUGGAGCCUGCUCGCGAUGUCAGCACAACACAGCUGGUGAGUUUUGUGAACUGUGCGCAACUGGCUACUACGGAGAUGCCACGGCCGGGACGCCUGAAGACUGCCAGCCAUGUGCCUGCCCACUGACCAACCCAGAGAACAUGUUCUCCCGUACCUGUGAGAGCCUUGGAGCUGGAGGGUACCGCUGCACGGCCUGUGAACCCGGCUACACCGGCCAGUACUGUGAACAGUGUGCCCCAGGCUAUGAGGGUAACCCCAAUGUGCAAGGAGGCCGGUGCCAGCCACUGACAAAAGACUUCUUGGAGGUUCAGAUCCAUCCCUCUCGGAGCGUGGUUCCCCAAGGAGGCCCACACUCCCUGAGGUGCCAGGUCAACGGCAGUCCACCUCACUACUUCUACUGGUCCCGUGAAGAUGGGCGGCCCAUAUCCAGUGGUGCUCAGCAGCGGCAUCAAGGCUCUGAGCUUCACUUCCCUAGCGUGCAGCCCUCCGAUGCCGGUGUCUACAUCUGCACCUGCCAAAACCUGCAUCACACCAGCAACAGCAGGGCUGAGCUCCUGGUCACUGAGGCUCCCAGCAAGCCCAUCACAGUGACCGUGGAGGAGCAGAGGAGCCAGAGUGUGCGGCCUGGAGCUGAUGUCACCUUUAUCUGCACAGCCAAGAGCAAAUCUCCAGCCUACACCCUGGUAUGGACCCGCCUGCAUAAUGGGAAGCUGCCCUCUCGUGCUAUGGACUUCAACGGCAUCCUGACCAUCCGCAAUGUGCAGCCAAGUGAUGCGGGCACCUACGUGUGUACUGGCUCCAACAUGUUCGCCAUGGACCAGGGCACAGCCACGCUGCAUGUUCAGGUUUCAGGUACCUCAACUGCCCCUGUGGUCUCCAUACACCCGCCACAGCUCACUGUGCAGCCUGGACAACUGGCUGAGUUCCGCUGUAGUGCCACAGGGAACCCCACACCCACUCUGGAAUGGACAGGAGGACCUAGUGGCCAGCUUCCUCAGAAGGCUCAGAUCCACGGUGGCAUCCUGCGCCUGCCAGCAAUCGAGCCCUCAGAUCAGGGCCAGUACCUGUGCCGCGCCCUCAGCAGUGCGGGGCAGCAUGUAGCUAGGGCCAUGCUUCAGGUGCACGGGGGCAGUGGACCCAGGGUCCAGGUGAGCCCCGAGAGGACCCAGGUGUACGAGGGCCACACAGUCAGGCUGUACUGCAGGGCAGCAGGAGUGCCCAGUGCCAGCAUCACCUGGAGGAAGGAGGGAGGCAGCCUGCCCCCACAGGCCCGGUCAGACAACACAGAAAUCCCCACGCUGCUCAUCCCAGCCAUCACACCUGCUGAUGCUGGCUUCUACCUCUGUGUGGCCACCAGCCCCACAGGCACCGCUCAGGCCCGAAUUCAGGUGGUCGUUCUCUCAGCCUCAGGUACCAGCUCGGUGCCAGUCAGGAUCGAGUCUUCAUCGCCAUCUGUGACUGAAGGACAGACUCUUGACCUCAACUGUGCAGUGAUGGGGCUGACCUAUACCCAGGUCACAUGGUAUAAGCGAGGGGGCAGCCUACCUCCCCACGCCCAGGUCCACGGCUCCAGGCUGCGGCUCCCCCGGGUCUCACCAGCGGACUCUGGAGAAUAUGUGUGCCGAGUAGAGAGUGACUUGGGCCCCAAGGAGGCUUCCAUUGUUGUCUCUGUCCUUCACGGUGUCCAUUCAGGCCCCAGUUACACCCCAGCCACUGGCAGCACCCCACCUAUCCGCAUUGAGUCUUCAUCCUCCCAUGUGGCUGAGGGGCAAACCUUGGAUCUGAACUGUGUGGUGCCUGGGCAGGCACAGGUGACAUGGCGCAAACGUGGAGGCAGCCUUCCUGCCCGGCACCAGACCCACGGUCCCCUGCUGAGACUACACCAGGUGUCCCCUGCUGACUCGGGCGAGUACGUGUGCCAUGUGGUCCUUGGCUCUGAGCACAUAGAGUCCUCUGUUCUGGUCACCAUUGAACCUUCCGAGGCCAUCCCUGCCCCUGGACCUGUCCUGCCUGUCAGAAUUGAGUCUUCAUCCUCCACAGUGGCUGAGGGUCAGACGCUAGAUCUCAACUGUGUGGUGGCGGGACAAGCCCAUGCGCAGGUCACAUGGUACAAACGUGGGGGCAGCCUGCCUGCCCGGCAUCAGGUCCGUGGCUCCCGCCUGUACAUCUUCCAGGCUUCCCCAGUAGAUGCUGGAGAAUAUGUUUGCCGAGCAGGCAAUGGACAAGAAGCCACCAUCACAGUCAAGGUCACAGGCAACCAAGGGGCCAACUUUGCCUACCCCCCGGGUAGCACGCCACGCAUUCGUAUUGAGUCAUCUUCCUCUCAUGUGGCUGAAGGGCAGACCCUGGAUCUAAACUGUGUGGUGCAGGGACAGGCCCAUGCCCAGGUCACGUGGCACAAGCGAGGAGGCAGCCUGCCUGCCCGGCACCAGACCCAUGGCUCCCUGCUGCGGCUGUACCAGGUGUCUCCUAUUGACUCAGGAGAAUAUGUGUGCCGGGUGGAGGGAGGGCCUGUGCCUCUGGAGAGCUCGGUCCUUGUCACCAUUGAGCCUGCAGGCUCUGGGCCUGCACUCGGGGUCACCCCUCCAGUCCGAAUCGAGACAUCUCCCUCCCACGUGGCAGAAGGGCAGAGCUUGGACCUGAACUGCCUUGUUGCUGGGCAGGCUCACCCCCAGAUCUCCUGGCACAAACGUGGGGGCAGCCUCCCUGCCCGGCAUCAGGUACAUGGCUCAAGGUUGAGGCUGCUCCAGGUGACCCCAGCUGACUCCGGGGAGUAUGUGUGCCGUGUGGUCAGUGGCUCGGGCACCCACGAAGCUUCUGUCCUUGUCACCAUCCAGCAGCGCCUCAUCCCCUCUCACUCCCAGAGCGUGGUGCACCCAGUUCGCAUUGAGUCCUCGUCACCCUCACUGGCCAAUGGGCACACACUGGACCUGAACUGCCUGGUGGCCAGCCACGCCCCCCACACCAUCACCUGGUAUAAGCGUGGAGGCAGCUUACCCAGCCGGCAUCAGAUCGUGGGUUCCCGCCUCCGGAUCCCUCAAGUGACCCCAGCGGACUCCGGAGAGUACGUGUGUCAUGUCAGUAAUGGCGUUGGCUCCCAGGAGACUUCGCUCAUUGUCAACAUCGAGAGCAGAGGUCCAUCCCAUGUGCCCAGUGUCUCCCCACCAAUGAGGAUUGAGACCUCAUCUCCCAUAGUGGUGGAAGGACAGACCUUGGAUCUGAACUGUGUGGUGGUUGGGCAGCCCCAGGCCACUAUCACAUGGUACAAGCGUGGAGGCAGCCUGCCUUCCAAACACCAGGCCCACGGCUCUCGUCUGCGGCUACACCAGGUGUCAGUGGCUGACUCCGGCGAGUAUGUGUGCCGAGCCAACAACAACAUUGAUGCUCAGGAGACCUCCAUCAUGAUCUCAGUCUCCCCCAGCAACAGCAGCCCCUCUGCCCCAGCCGGUGCCACACCCAUCAGAAUCGAAUCCUCUUCUUCAAAUGUGGCCGAAGGACAGACUGUGGAUCUGAACUGUGUGGUCCCUGGACAUGCCCAUGCCCAGGUCACAUGGCACAAGCGAGGGGGCAGCCUCCCUGCUCGACAUCAGGCCUACGGCUCAAGGCUGCGGCUGCACCAGGUGUCCCCUGCUGACUCGGGCGAGUAUGUGUGCAGAGUUCUGAGCAGCUCUGGCCCUCUGGAAGCUUCAGUCCUGGUCUCCAUUACAGCACCUACCACUAAUGCCCACGUCCCUGGUGGAGUCCCGCCCAUCCGCAUCGAGACCUCUUCCUCCCGAGUGGCUGAGGGGCAGACCCUGGAUCUAAGCUGUGUGGUUCCUGGGCAGGCCCAUGCCCAGGUCACAUGGCACAAACGUGGAGGCAGUCUGCCCGCCGGGCACCAGGUCCACGGUCACAUACUGAGGCUGAACCAUGUGUCCCCAGCGGACUCUGGCGAGUACUCAUGCCAAGUGACUGGCAGCUCAGGUACCCUGGAGGCUUCUGUCCUGGUCAACAUUGAGUCCACUAACCCCAGGCCCAUCCCUGCUCCAGGACUGGCCCAGCCUAUCUAUAUAGAGUCCUCCUCCUCCCACGUGGCUGAGGGACAGACUUUGGAUCUGAACUGUGUGGUUCCUGGGCAAGCCCAUGCCCAGGUCACAUGGCACAAACGAGGGGGCAGCCUGCCUGCACGACACCAGACUCAUGGCUCCCUGCUGAGGCUCCACCAUAUCUCCCCUGCUGACUCUGGCGAGUAUGUGUGCCAAGUGGCUGGUAGCUCCCGCCCUGAGCAUGAAGCUUCCUUCACAGUCACAGUCCCGCCCAGCGCAGGGUCUUCCUACCGUCUCAGGAGCCCCGUCAUCUCCAUCGAGCCACCCAGCCUCACAGUGCAACAGGGCCAAGAUGCCAGUUUCAAGUGCCUUAUCCACGAGGGAGCAACACCCAUCAACCUUGAGUGGAAGACCCGAAACCAAGAGCUGGAGGACAAUGUCCACAUCAGCCCCAAUGGCUCCAUCAUUACCAUCGUGGGCACCCGGCCCAGCAACCAUGGAGCCUAUCGCUGCGUGGCUUCCAAUGCCUAUGGUGUGGCCCAGAGUGUCGUCAAUCUCAGUGUGCACGGGUCUCCUACAGUGUCUGUGCUCCCUGAGGGCCCUGUGCAUGUGAAAAUGGGUAAGGACAUCACCUUGGAGUGCGUCAGUGCUGGGGAACCCCGCUCUUCCCCCCGUUGGACCCGACUCGGCACCCCUGUCAAGUUGGAGCCGCGGAUAUAUGGACUCAUGAAUAGCCAUGCAAUGCUGAAGAUCUCAUCAGCUAAACCAUCAGAUGCAGGCACCUAUGUGUGCCUGGCCCAGAAUGCCCUCGGCAAGGCACAGAAGCAGGUGGAGGUGAUCGUGGACACCGGCACUGUGGCCCCAGGCGCCCCUCGGGUCCAAGUUGAAGAAGCUGAGCUGACCUUGGAGGCUGGACACACGGCCACUCUUCACUGCUCGGCCACAGGCAAUCCCCCGCCCACCAUCCACUGGUCCAAGCUGCGUGCCCCCCUGCCUUGGCAGCACCGGGUAGAAGGCAACACACUGGUCAUUCCCCGGGUGGCCCAGCAGGACUCAGGCCAGUACAUCUGUAAUGCCACCAACUCUGCUGGGCAUACUGAAGCCACUGUUGUCCUGCAUGUGGAGAGUCCUCCUUAUGCCACCAUCAUUCCAGAGCAUACCUCAGUGCAGCCAGGGAAGCCAGUUCAGCUGCAAUGCCUGGCUCACGGCACGCCACCACUCACCUUCCAGUGGAGCCGUGUGGCUGGCAUCCUCCCUGAAAGGGCUGUUGCUAGGAACGAGCUGCUGCACUUGGAGCUCACAGGUCCUGCAGACUCUGGCCGCUACCGCUGCCAGGUCUCCAACAAGGUGGGCUCAGCUGAGGCCUUUGCCCAAGUGCUGGUCCAAGGCCCUUCUGGCGAUCUCCCUGAAACCUCCAUCCCAGUAGGAUCCACACCCACUGUGCAAGUCACUCCUCAGCUAGAGACCAAGAAUGUGGGGGCCAGCGUUGAGUUCCACUGUGCUGUGCCCAACGAACGGGGCACCCACCUUCGAUGGCUCAAGGAGGGAGGUCAGCUGCCUCCUGGACACAGUGUACAGGACGGAGUCCUCCGAAUCCAGAACUUAGACCAGAGCUGCCAAGGGACGUAUGUUUGUCAGGCCCAUGGGCCUUGGGGACAAGCCCAGGCCAGUGCCCAGCUAAUUGUUCAAGCCUUGCCCUCAGUUCUCAUCAAUGUACGCACCUCUGUGCACUCCGUGGUAGUCGGCCACUCCGUGGAGUUUGAGUGCUUGGCACUGGGUGACCCUAAGCCUCAGGUAACUUGGAGCAAAGUUGGAGGACACCUAAGGCCUGGCAUCGUGCAGAGUGGAAGUGUCAUUAGGAUUGCCCAUGUGGAGCUGACUGAUGCAGGACAGUACCGCUGUGCGGCCACCAAUGCUGCUGGUACUACCCAGUCCCACGUGCUGCUGCUCGUACAAGCCUUGCCUCAGAUCUCAACUCCCCCAGAGGUCCGAGUGCCUGCUGGCUCUGCAGCAGUCUUCCCAUGCAUGGCCUCAGGCUACCCGACACCUGCCAUCACCUGGAGCAAGGUGGAUGGCGACCUGCCACCCGACAGCCGCCUGGAGAACAACAUGCUGAUGCUACCAUCAGUUCGUCCACAGGACGCCGGCACCUAUGUGUGCACUGCCACCAACCGGCAGGGCAAGGUCAAAGCCUUCGCCUAUCUGCAGGUGCCAGAGCGAGUGGUACCCUACUUCACUCAGACACCUUACUCCUUCCUGCCACUUCCCACCAUCAAAGAUGCCUACAGGAAGUUUGAGAUCAAGAUUACCUUCCGGCCAGACUCUGCAGAUGGGAUGCUGCUGUACAAUGGGCAGAAGCGGAUCCCAGGGAGUCCCACCAACCUGGCCAACAGGCAACCUGAUUUCAUCUCCUUUGGCCUCGUGGGCGGAAGGCCUGAGUUCCGAUUCGAUGCAGGCUCUGGCAUGGCCACUAUCCGCCACCCCACACCACUGGCCCUAGGCCAGUUCCACACCGUGACCUUGCUCCGAAGCCUCACUCAUGGAUCCCUGAUUGUGGGCAAUUCUGCCCCUGUCAACGGAACCUCCCAGGGCAAGUUCCAAGGCUUAGACCUGAAUGAGGAGCUGUAUCUGGGUGGCUAUCCUGACUAUGGUGCCAUCCCCAAGGCUGGGCUGAGCAGUGGCUUUGUAGGCUGUGUACGUGAGCUGCGUAUCCAAGGCGAGGAAAUCAUCUUCCAUGACCUCAACCUCACAACACAUGGCAUCUCCCACUGCCCUACUUGCCAGGACCGACCCUGCCAGAAUGGGGGUCAGUGCCACGAUUCUGAGAGCAGCAGCUACACAUGUGUCUGCCCUGCUGGCUUCACUGGCAGCCGUUGUGAGCAUUCACAAGCCCUGCAUUGCCACCCAGAGGCCUGUGGGCCCGACGCCACCUGUGUGAACCGGCCAGAUGGCCGAGGCUACACCUGUCGCUGCCACCUGGGCCGUUCGGGGAUGAGGUGUGAGGAAGGUGUGACAGUGACCACCCCAUCUAUGUCUGGCACUGGCUCCUACCUGGCACUACCGGCUCUCACCAAUACUCACCAUGAGCUACGCCUGGAUGUGGAGUUCAAGCCACUGGCACCCGAUGGGAUAUUGCUGUUCAGUGGGGGCAAGAGUGGGCCCGUGGAAGACUUUGUGUCCCUAGCGAUGGUUGGUGGCCACCUGGAAUUCCGCUAUGAGUUAGGGUCAGGUCUGGCUGUUCUGCGAAGCCAUGAACCGCUGGCCCUGGGCCGCUGGCACCGAGUGUCUGCAGAGCGUCUCAACAAAGAUGGCAGCCUGCGGGUGGAUGGAGGGCGCCCUGUGCUGCGCUCCUCCCCAGGGAAGAGCCAGGGCCUCAACCUACACACGCUGCUCUACCUGGGUGGUGUGGAGCCCUCCGUACAGCUUUCCCCAGCCACCAAUAUGAGUGCUCACUUCCGAGGCUGUGUGGGCGAGGUGUCUGUGAAUGGCAAGCGGUUGGACCUCACCUACAGCUUUUUGGGCAGCCAGGGUGUGGGGCAGUGCUACGAUAGUUCCCCGUGUGAGCGCCAGCCCUGCCGGAAUGGUGCCACAUGCAUGCCUGCGGGUGAAUAUGAGUUCCAGUGCCUUUGUCAAGAUGGCUUUAAAGGAGACCUUUGUGAGCAUGAGGAGAACCCUUGCCAGCUCCAAGAGCCCUGUCUGAAUGGUGGCACCUGCUGGGGUGCCCAUUGCCUAUGUCUCCCUGGCUUCUCUGGUCCCCGCUGCCAACAAGGCGCAGGGUAUGGCGUAGUAGAAUCUGACUGGCACCUUGAAGGCAGUGGAGGCAAUGAUGCUCCUGGGCAAUACGGGGCCUACUUUCAUGACAAUGGCUUCCUAGGCCUCCCUGGCAACAUCUUCUCCAGGAGUAAGACAGGUGUUGUUGACUUUCGGACCAGCACAGCCAAUGGCCUCCUGCUCUGGCAGGGUGUGGUGAGAGAGGCCAGCCGCAGCAAGGACUUCAUCAGCCUUGGACUACAGGAUGGCCAUCUUGUCUUCAGCUACCAGCUAGGCAGUGGAGAGGCCCGUCUUGUCUCUGAGGACCCCAUUAAUGAUGGCGAGUGGCAUCGGGUGACAGCACUGCGAAAGGGCCAGAGAGGCUCCAUCCAAGUAGACGGUGAGGAGCUGGUCAUCGGCCGGUCCCCAGGUCCUAAUGUGGCCGUCAACACCAGUGGUGCCCCAGAUGUGGCCACACUGACCAGGGGCAAGUUCUCCUCUGGGAUCACAGGCUGUAUCAAGAACCUGGUGCUGCACUCAGCCCGGCCUGGAGCCCCACCCCCACAACCCCUGGACCUGCAGCAUCGUGCCCAGGCAGGGGCCAACACACGCCCCUGCCCCUCAUAG